Schistocerca americana (American grasshopper) is the source of this 3390-nucleotide messenger RNA. RefSeq lists its product as uncharacterized. NCBI's taxonomy places the organism in Eukaryota, Metazoa, Arthropoda, Insecta, Orthoptera, Acrididae. The transcript has 6 exons. The record is from RefSeq and is a predicted model, not a curated record. The coding region runs from base 1 to 1056 and encodes 351 amino acids.
AUGAUGGCCAGCCCCGUCCUCACAUUCCUGUCUCCAGGGAACCCGUGGGUGUCGGGCCUGGAGUGCCGCGAGUCUGGCUCGACCAACAGCUCGUCGGCGAGCAGCCGGCGCGGCGGCGGCGGCGGCGGCGGUCCUUGGCUGCACCCGCUGGACCUCAACCACCAGCCGGCGCCGGCCAGGCACCACCACCUCUACGAGCAGCCGCUAGACGUGCUGGGCCCGAGCAGCGCGCUGCUGGCGCCGGGCGCGCACGGCCUCGGCCACGUUGGCGUGUCGUCCGCGCCGCCCCCGCAGCAGGCGCACGCCUCGGCCGCCGCCGGCGCCCCCGGGUCGUCGCGCGCCGCCUCCGACCGCGACCGCCCCACAACGCCCGCCAGCUCGCCGGGCAGCGCCGGCCUCCACGGCGGCUCCGCGGCACUCGACGGCUGCGGCGGCCACUGCGUCGCCUUCGAGAACUUCUGCUACUACUGCCUGCAGGUGGUGUUCGUGCUGGGUGUGCUGUGCGGCGUGUCGCUGACGAUCGCGGGCAGCGUGCUGCGGCAGGGCCCGGGCCAGGGCGGGGUGUCGCACCGCGGCCGCGACCUGGUCGUGCUCGUCUACAUCGGCUGCCUGCUGGCGCUCGUCUGCGCGGUGCUGCUCGCCGUGCAGUGCUGCGUGCGCCGCAACGUCAAGCGCCGCAAGCGGGCUCUCCGCGAGCGCCGAGCCCGCAACCAGCCGCACGCCGCAGUCGCCGCCGCCAGCGCCGCCCCGCCGCCUUUCACCGACCUAAGUGGAGAUGCAGUGCCCCUCCAGGAGCUGCCACCAGCCCCUGCUCCUGCCCCAGCUGCCAUUUCCCAGUACCAGCCUCUUCUGGUGCGACUGGUGCAGCAACAGCAGCAGCAACAGCAGCAGCAACAUCAUCAUAUGCAGACACUGCUGCCCGAGAGGCACCACCAGUAUCGAUACAGGCAUAGCAACAUGACUGCUGAUCCACCUCUUGAUACGUCACGUAGUGGAACCCCCUGGUGGCGCAGACGAUCUGACUUCAAACAGACAGUAAUUGAAUCAAGGCAUUGAUGUAUCAUCAAGAUUGCUCCAGUUUGUGUUCCCAAAGUCAGAAAUAAUAACAAUUAUUGCUAUUAUUAUGUUCUUUUUUUUACAUUUUGUCUGUCAUAUGAUCUUUUAUGUUAAAACAGUGAUGAAUUUUUGCAAAGCCACACAAAUGUUUGCCAGUUUAGCCAGCUGCAGGCAUGAAAUGUGCUUGUGAAACAGUUCAUUCUGUGCUUGUUAGAAAGUGGUAUUAGAAAGGAAAACUGUUCCCAUUAAUUUUUUGUUAAAAAGAGACUGUCUGAAAUUGUCCAGCUAUUUGGGAGUAGUCUGUAUGUUUGAGAGUGUUACAGUUGUUUGUGAGUGGCCCAGUUGUUUGCAGUAUGAAUGUUGUCUUUUCCCUUAUGUUACGUAACAAAUAAUUCUUGAGUCUGCUGUCAAAGUAAUUUUUCUAAGAUUUUAGGGCCUUAUGUGGACAGAACACCAACAGUCAAAAUUACUUCAUAGUCACCAAAUUAUAGUUUCAUUUGGCAAAAUGUGUAGUAGUUCAUAUAGUAGUGACUUAUUUAAGCUGUGAUAGGAAGCUUAUAACUGUAAUAACUGUAAGAUCACAUAACACAAAGAUGCACAAACCCUCAUCAGAUUUUUAAAAUUUUGUGCCAUCUGAAUGUGUUGCGGUUUAUUAAUUUCCCCUUUCUAAGAAUAUAAAUACUGAGAAAGGGUAUUCCAUUCAUCCUUCAAGAAUUUUAUGGAAUUAUUUCAGGACUUCAUUGCACAUCAAAAAAUGGAAAACAUUAUUCCAUUUUAAAGACCUGGACUCAAAUUUUUCCAUAGAGGGACAAGAAAAUAAUUUGCCUUGGUUAAGGAUUGGAACUGUUCAGAUAAUUGCUAAGAACUGUUGUUUCCUGUAUCAGUUUUAAAUAAUUUGCAGCAAAAUGUGCUGUUAAUUAUUAAUCAUUGUGACAGAUUUUGGUAUCACUGAUUUUUAACUUACAUACCACAAAUUUGUUAUCAUAUUUAUGUAUAUGUUAUUAUAGUUAAAUAUUUGUCACAUGCUGAAUAUUACUGUUCAUUUAGAGAUAUUUAAUGCAUUCCCUGCCAUGUGUACUCUCCAAAUUCAAUUAAUUUCUGUACUGUGAUAUAUUCAGCAUAAUUUCAUAGUUAAUGUAAUGUAAUAAAAUGUAAAUAUAACUGCAUUGUGACUUCUCAGAAUGAGGGACGCUCAGCUUUUAUGGGACUACAUUAUUUGUUAUGAAAUGAUCUGCAAAGUAUUUAUAUGUAAAAUAAAUAUAUAAAAUGAGUUGAAAUGUUCCCUAAAGCCGAAGUCCCUUGAGUGAAUAUUUAUACUUUAUUUUUUUCUUAUCCAUAGUCCUAAAAUGAGAAUGUUCUGUGCUAAUCUGUACUUGCUAUGAUGGUGACCUGAGUGAUAAUUCAUUCUAAUAGACAUUUAGCAGUAAGACAGAACUUACUACCAUCCAUCAUCAGGCAUAAUGGAGAACAGUUUUUACCUACAAGUGUGAAGUGAAUUUCUGGUGUUAGUGAAGGUGCAUUGUAGCAGAAUUAAAGGAUAAUACAAAUUUAUGAGACAAAGAAAAUACCAAGAAAUGGAUCUAAGCAAUAGUUCCAAAAGUAAUGAACCAAUUGUACUUCUAAUUUGAGGUCUUUGUUAAUUUGAAUGUUCUGACAGAAAAGAAUUGCAUGGCUCUGCAUGUUUAGGAACCUCACUUAUUUAGGCAAGAAGGUCACUGCUAUAGUAUAAUCACCAUUAAACAGCAUUUGAAUGUCCAAUUACUGUUGUUGAGGUUAUUGACAUUAUUCAAACUUUUUCUUGUACUGGAAAGCCUACAUUUUGAUACAAUUACUAUGUUAAUGCAAUGAAAAAUAAUGACACUAAAACUACUAGAUGUGUGACAAUAAUGCUGUCCUUAGAGUUAGGAGGUAAUGAUUUCUGUUACAACCAGACAAGAAUCAGUGUGUUUUAAUUUGUGAGAAGGCUUGCAGUGUGGUAUAAGGAUGUAUUAGUCAAACCAGUUGUACUGAUCAUGAAGACAGUUUUCACCAAACAUAUGACAAAACAAAGUCAGUAAACAUUUGUAUACAUAUUUAUACUGAAGGUUUACCUCAAGCCUUCACAAAUGUAUUUAUAAAAUUUGUGUUAUGCUUGAAGACAAUACAGAUGAUAUGAUUUAUUAAAAGAGUAAAUUACAAACUGUAGAUAACAAAUAAACCAAAAAAAGAUUGCCUUGUUCCUGUUAUAUCUUUGUAUUUAUGUGUAAAUGUCAGCCUGAUAUUGAUACAAAUGUUUGUUAUACCCAGAGAGUGAUGACAAUCUUUUUUAAAUAAAUUUGCUUAUUAACCACUUUA